GUCUGAUCUGACUAUAAAAGGGUGGACGCGGGGCGAUUGUUCUCUCUUUUAGGCCAACUUUGGAAAUGUCUCAUCGCAAGUUCUCGGCCCCCAGACACGGUUCUCUGGGCUUCCUGCCCCGCAAGAGGAGCUGCAGACACAGGGGCAAGGUGAAGAGCUUCCCCAAGGAUGAUUCAUCCAAACCCAUCCAUCUGACUGCCUUCCUGGGCUACAAGGCUGGCAUGACCCACAUUGUCCGUGAGGUUGACAGACCUGGUUCAAAGGUGAACAAGAAGGAGGUGGUAGAGGCAGUGACAGUAAUUGAAACUCCUCCAAUGGUAAUCGUUGGUCUUGUUGGCUAUAUUGAGACUCCCCGUGGACUCCGUACCUUUAAGACUGUCUUUGCUGAGCACAUCAGUGAUGAAUGCAAGCGACGCUUCUACAAGAACUGGUACAAAUCAAAGAAGAAGGCUUUCACCAAAUACUGCAAGAAAUGGCAGGAUGAAGAUGGCAAGAAACAGUUGGAGAAGGACUUCAACAGCAUGAAGAAGUACUGCCAGGUUAUUCGCAUCAUUGCUCACACACAGAUGCGCCUGCUCCCUUUGCGUCAGAAGAAGUCUCACAUCAUGGAGAUCCAGCUGAAUGGUGGGACAAUCUCAGAGAAAGUUGAUUGGGCAAGAGAAAAACUGGAACAGCAGGUUGCUGUCAACUUGGUGUUUGGUCAGGAUGAGAUGAUUGAUGUCAUUGGUGUAACUAAAGGCCAUGGCUUCAAAGGGGUCACCAGUCGUUGGCACACAAAGAAGCUGCCAAGGAAGACUCAUAAGGGGCUGCGUAAAGUUGCCUGUAUUGGAGCUUGGCAUCCUGCUCGUGUGGCUUUCUCUGUUGCCCGUGCAGGUCAAAAGGGCUACCACCACCGCACCGAGAUUAACAAGAAGGUCUACAGGAUUGGAGCAGGUUACCAAACCAAGGAUGGCAAGUUAGUGAAGAACAAUGCUUCUACAGAGUAUGACCUGACAGACAAGAGCAUCAACCCCCUGGGAGGAUUUCCUCACUAUGGUGAAGUGACCAAUGACUUUGUGAUGGUGAAAGGUUGUGUUAUUGGUACCAAGAAGCGUGUCCUCACACUGCGCAAGUCCCUAUUGGUGCAGACCAACCGCCGUGCUGCGGAAAAGAUCGACCUGAAGUUCAUCGACACCUCUUCCAAGUUUGGUCAUGGCCGCUUCCAGACCAUUGAGGAGAAGAAGGCAUUUAUGGGACCAUUGAAGAAGGAUCGAAUUGCCAAGGAAGAGACUGCAUAAAUCAAGGGCCAAUUACAUCAGUUGUGAUGUUGAUGCAGUGUUCAAUAAAUUCUUUUUUUUAAGA
Messenger RNA from Carcharodon carcharias (great white shark), 1341 nucleotides. RefSeq names its product ribosomal protein L3 (gene rpl3). Lineage: Eukaryota; Metazoa; Chordata; Chondrichthyes; Lamniformes; Lamnidae. The transcript has 10 exons. Bases 66 to 1277 code for a protein of 403 amino acids. Gene Ontology annotation, molecular function: structural constituent of ribosome; RNA binding. Gene Ontology annotation, biological process: ribosomal large subunit assembly; translation. Gene Ontology annotation, cellular component: cytosolic large ribosomal subunit; ribosome. The record is from RefSeq and is a predicted model, not a curated record.